CCCGCCCCCGUUACAAAAAUAUAAGACAAACGUCUAAUGACACACAAUCAUGUACGACGAAUGUCUAUUACUCUCGACUCGUUUUCCACAAAAAUUGUGGAGAAUUGUGAAUGAGUGUACCAGCGGUGCCAUAAGCUGGAGCCAUAACGGCAGCAGUAUCCUACUGGAUUACAAAAAAUUUCACAACGAGUAUCUAGAUCCGAAAAAUUCAAUUUUCAAAACGAGCAACGUCACCAGCUUCAUACGACAGCUAAAUCUCUACGGAUUUCGUAAAGUGACAUCGCACAAUCGUGAUCCCCUGUGUAAUUCACGUAAUCCGGAUAUACACGAAUUUCAGCAUGAGAAUUUCCAACGUGAGCGUGAGGACUUGGUGAAAAAAGUUUGUCGAAAAGCAUCGAGAAAAUCGAAGAAAGAGGGAAAGAAAAUCAAACGCAUGAAUGAUGCUGGGGGAUCCUCGAGAUUGAAAAUGUGUCAGGUCGCACUGACGAAGGCACUGGAGCAGGCAGUUGAUGAUUAUCGAAGGAGAAAAUUGCAUGUGGAGGUGAUUAAUGCUAACGUGAGCCCAUUCGGCCCUGCUGCAUCUUCCCAUCUGCAGGUUUUUAAUUACUUGCAUUGAGG
Messenger RNA from Diachasmimorpha longicaudata, 618 nucleotides. RefSeq names its product heat shock transcription factor, X-linked member 4-like. The record is from RefSeq and is a predicted model, not a curated record. Gene Ontology annotation, molecular function: DNA-binding transcription factor activity; sequence-specific DNA binding. The coding region runs from base 50 to 616 and encodes 188 amino acids. Gene Ontology annotation, biological process: regulation of DNA-templated transcription. The transcript is spliced from 2 exons. Lineage: Eukaryota; Metazoa; Arthropoda; Insecta; Hymenoptera; Braconidae.